This is a messenger RNA of Capsicum annuum, 918 nucleotides long. RefSeq names its product protein RESPONSE TO LOW SULFUR 3. Lineage: Eukaryota; Viridiplantae; Streptophyta; Magnoliopsida; Solanales; Solanaceae. Gene Ontology annotation, biological process: cellular oxidant detoxification. The transcript has a single exon. The record is from RefSeq and is a predicted model, not a curated record. The coding region runs from base 229 to 588 and encodes 119 amino acids.
CUUUACAAAUGAAUUUUGAUAUGAAUUCAAAUUAAUUCAGAUCUUUAGAUAACGUUCAUACAUGAUAAAACGAAAAAAACAGAAUUUCAAGUGUGUCUAGAUUCAUUGAACCUACAUACACCCUGUAUGUGUGUAUAAAACCUCCUCCUAACUCAACAUGUUUUUCCAUUACUCAAAAACCACAAAACUAAAACUAAACCAAACCAUAUUUUAACAAAAUCUAAAUUAAUGGCUCCGACUAUAGCACUGCCCUUUUGGGCCCAAUCAAAACCCCACCACCACCACCACCACCAGCACGGCGAAGUCUCCGCCACACCAGAGGCGGAGGUGCUUCGAAAAAGAAACGAAGAGCUAGAGAAGGAAUUGAAAAAGAGAGUAGAAAGAGAAGAGAAAAUGAAAGAAGAACUAGAAAAAACAUGGAAGAGAUUGAAGGUGGCGGAAGAGGCGGAGGAACGCCUUUGUUCUCAGCUAGGUGAAUUCGAGGCGGAAGCUGUUGAUCAAGCUCGGGCUUAUAGGGCUCGUGUUAUUGAUUUAGUGGAACAGCUUUCUGCUGCACAAAAACUUCUUCAAUCAAUGGCGUCUCAAUAAAUAAAUGGUAGAUAGUUUGAUGUGCUAAGCUCUCGCUACGGAGGUUCUCAAUGAUCGUUGAUACAAGAAUAUUGAUCGACAGCUUGAAAUAAAACUCCAGUUUUUAGUGUAAAAUUAAUCGCGUGUGAAAAAUUAUAAAUACAUGCAUCUAGCGUAGGUAGUUUUUCUUUCUGGGUGGGGGGAUGUUUGUUUUUAAUCUUCAUAGGAUUUUUUUUUUUCCCCUCUUCGAGGUGUGGUUGGUGUUUUCAUGUAUAUUAGAUUAAUUGUCUUCUUCUUGAUUGUACGUUAGAGCGCAUAUAUUUCUUCAGUGCAUGUUUUUUUUUUCUGAUU